AUGGAAGUGUCGCCGGAUGUGAUCACCGGUGACCUCGACAAGAGCGUCAACUUUUCCCGCAACGGCGCCGUCGACAAGUUCUCCAUGCAGCACCUGCAGCCUUACCCUUGCAUGGCGUCCAGCAGCUUCGUACCCACGUUUCCAAGCGAAUAUUACGGCGGAUACCCACAGCUGUCCACCAACUCCGUGCCUUGGUCUUCAGCCGUCAGACCGGGAUGCGGUUCUUUGAUUGGUACGCUUCCGUUUUCUGACGCAAACCUUCGAAGUCCUAAUCGGCAUCUGCUGCUUUCAGCCAAUUCCACUUAUUACAGCGGCAGUUUCAACUGA
Molecule: messenger RNA, 327 nt
Organism: Soboliphyme baturini
Lineage: Eukaryota; Metazoa; Nematoda; Enoplea; Dioctophymatida; Soboliphymatidae
Source: the annotation of a GenBank genome assembly